UCUUAACUUUUUACCGCUCAAGAACGCAUCAGCUCUCACUAUUUGCAUUUUACUCUUUUUGGUUUUUCUAGUCAGGGAUUUGCAAAAAAAAAAGCAGAGUGAUUUUGCUGGAUUCAUUGCAAUUAGUAAAGAAAGGAAUGACACCUUUUUGCAUCCACUGAUUCUUCUUUGAUGACUAAGCGUUUGGAAUUGAGUACUGUAUCUGAUAGGAGAUUAACCGUAUUCUACUGUUUUUGCAGAUUCUUUACCUGGUACAGCUUGGUUGCAGGCAAAAGUUUGCUAUCCUGCUGGCAAAUUAUCUCUCAUCAUGGGAUGGUUGACCAAAACUCUGACAGUUUCUGGUCAUAAAGGUCAAUCUCAUGGGACAUAUGGAGAUGAUAGGAUUUGGAACGAGCCUAGUUAUUCCGUGGAUGAUUCAUCCGGUUUUGACAGAGAUGAAAUUGAUCGUGCAAUUGCAGUGUCUCUUUCAGAAGUGGAUGAAAAAGGGAAAAAAGUGAUUGAAAAUGAAUCUGAUUCGGAGGAAGAUAUACAAUGUAUUAAAUCUGACUUUGAUGAAGAAGAAGAUGAACUAUAUGCUAAAGCUCAGAUAGAGGAACAUGAACGGCGAGCUCAACAAGAGGAGGAUGAACAACUUGCGAAGGCCAUUCAGGAAAGUUUGAGCUUUGAGUCUCCCCCUCGAAAUGAUACUCCAAAUAUAUUUCAACCUUUUCAAUUCUUUUAUCCUUCGGGUUACAGGACCUGUGCUGGUUGCAACACUGAGAUUGUUCAGGGAAGAUAUAUAAGUUGCAUGGGUGCUUUUUGGCAUCCUGAAUGCUUCCGUUGCCAUGGUUGUAAUCAACCAAUUACAGAUAUCGAGUUUUCAUUGUCUGGGAAUCGUCCCUAUCACAAACACUGCCAACAUCGCCCAAAAUGUGAUGUCUGUCAUAAGUCCAUCCCAACAAGUUUACGUGGCCGUAUUGAGUAUAGAGAACAUCCUUUCUGGCAUCAGAAAUACUGUCCCUCACACGAACGAGAUGGGACUCCUCGGUGUUGCAGUUGUGAAAGAAUGGAGCCGCGGGAUGCAAGAUAUAUAUCACUUGAUGAUGGUCGAAAGCUGUGUUUGGAGUGUCUAGACUCUGCAAUAAUGGACACUCAUGAAUGCCAACCCCUUUACCUUGAAAUACAAGAAUUUUAUGAAGGUUUAAAUAUGAAAGUGGGACAGCAGAUUCCUUUACUUUUGGUUGAGAGACAAGCACUGAAUGAGGCCAUGGAGGGUGAAAGAAAUGGCAAUCAUCACUUACCUGAGACCAGAGGGCUCUGUUUGGCAGAAGAGCAGACUGUUACCAUGGUUUUAAGGAGACCAAGAAUUGGAGCAGGCUACCGACUCAUAGACAUGAUAACAGAGCCUUAUCGGCUAAUUCGUCAAUGUGAAGUGACAGCAAUUCUUGUUUUGUACGGUCUCCCCAGGUUACUAACAGGGUCAAUCCUUGCUCAUGAAAUGAUGCAUGCCUGGCUUCGUCUGAAAGGUUAUCCCAAUUUGAGGCCAGAAGUUGAAGAAGGUAUAUGCCAGGUGUUGGCUCAUAUGUGGUUGGAUUCUGAAACUUAUUCUGGCUCCGGCUCCAAUGUUGCUUCAUCAUCGUCGUCGUCACCAUCCUUGCCUGCAUCAACUAAGAAGGGUAAACGCUCCGACUUUGAGAAGAAACUUGGUGAAUUUUUUAAACACCAAAUUGAGUCAGAUUCAACACCAGCUUAUGGAGCGGGGUUUAGGACAGGUAACAGGGCAGUGAACAAGUAUGGACUUGGGAGAACUCUAGAACACAUCCGCCUCACUGGAAGUUUUCCUUACUGAUUGCAAAAUGCCAGCUUUAUAGGAACAAAACCCAUACCACAGCGACCAAAUACAUCUCGUAACUGAAUAAGUGAUAAAACUGCUAGCUAGUUUCCAUGCAUAAAUACUAUAAUAUUUCUUGAACAAUUUACACAACAUAGAAUGUAUUUAGAAUCCUUAUAAACGAAAUUUAUGCAAAUAUAUUAUAUUAUUUUCAUGUA
Messenger RNA from Mangifera indica (mango), 2028 nucleotides. Its product is annotated as protein DA1-related 1-like. Gene Ontology annotation, molecular function: ubiquitin binding. The transcript is spliced from 13 exons. Bases 308 to 1828 code for a protein of 506 amino acids. The record is from RefSeq and is a predicted model, not a curated record. Lineage: Eukaryota; Viridiplantae; Streptophyta; Magnoliopsida; Sapindales; Anacardiaceae.